CAAGGGCUUGAAUCUGAGCAGAGACAACGUAGAGGUCCUGGGGAACAUGGCCUGUACUCUGAACAGCUCUUACAUCCAGAACGCUGAUCCUCUCAUCCUGGAAAAACUCAAAGCCUGCAAAGACUUCUCUGGAAGCCAGGUGGCUGCCAUGGAGACACUGCUGCUGUCUGGGAAAACACCUUACGGAAAUGUCAAAAUGUGGAACCGGCGAACACUGGAGAACCUUGGGAUCCUUCCUCUAUAUUUCACAAGAAACAUCUGGGGACAGUUUACAACUGGAACAAAGAGAAGGUUCCUUAGGACCUUUAUGCCCCGCCUGAGGAAAACAAAGACAGAGAAGAGGAAGCUCAAGGGGUUGUUUAAAGAGAUCACUGCCCUCAAGACAAGACGAGGAGCAGGCUGCACUGUGGGCAACAUCACCCAAGUUACAGUCAGCGUCACUUCCUUCCCCUUUGGCUACGACCAGACGCAAUUUGACCUCUGCCUAGACAUCCCUGUUCUGAAGAACAAUCUCAACUCCAUUUGUGACAAAGUGGAUGAUGAUGAAUUCCAGAAAAUCAUUCUGAGGAAACUCAACCAGGCGUUCCCAUCCGGUGUUUCUGAUGAUGUAGUCCAAGUGCUCGGUUCAGUGUCGCGUGUGGCAUCACUUGAGGACAUCUCCAAGUGGAGCAUCACAACAGCUGACACCCUGGCAGCACUCAUGAAAGCUGAGGAUGGAUCAUGGGAGGCAGCAAAGAGCAAAGCAAUCAUCUCCAAGUAUCUGAAUACAUCUGGGAACACCCUGGGCAGCAUUGAGCUCAACAGCAUCGACUCCAACCUGUGCUCAUUAAACACCAGCACACUGAAGACCAUCAGCCCAGACAGUAUCAGAAAUUCAAACCCUCUGAAUGUGGCGUCAUGUUCGUCUGAGCAGAAGAGAGUCCUGUAUGAGAUCAGUAACACCUCCUUCAGCUCACAGCGUGCCAGUCGCACCACCUUUUACAAUUUGAUUAAGCCCUAUCUAGGUGGAGCCCCUCUGUCAGAUGUAAAAGCACUGUCAACUCAGAACAUUAACAUGGAUGUAGGCACUUUCCGAAGCCUGGACCCUAAUGUGAUCGCUGACUUGACUGUGACCGAUGUCCAAGGCCUCAUGGGUAGCCAACUGCAAGAUCUGAAGGUGUUUGAAAACGCCCCCGUGAUUCAGAGCUGGGUGAGCAGGCAGGUGCAGUCAGACCUGGACAGGCUGGGUCUGAACUUAACCACCAACAGAAGCAACCUGACCACUUCACCACCCAGCUUUACCAGCAACACAAAUGCUAUUACAUCAGCAUCUACAACAGCAUCACCCAGCAACACAAAUGCUACUACAUCAGCAUCUACAACAGCAUUGGCAUCACCCAGCUCCACCAGCAACACAAAUCCUACUACAUCAGCAUCUACAACAGCAUCAGCAUCACCGAGCUCCACUAGCAACACAAAUGCGACUACAUCAACAUCUACAACAGCAUCACCCAGUUCCACCAGCAACACAAAUGCGACUACAUCAACAUCUACAACAGCAUCACCCAGUUCCACCAGCAACACAAAUGCUACUACAUCAACAUCUACAACAGCAUCACCCAGUUCCACCAGCAACACAAAUGCGACUACAUCAACAUCUACAACAGCAUCACCCAGUUCCACCAGCAACACAAAUGCGACUACAUCAACAUCUACAACAGAAUCACCCAGUUCCACCAGCAACACAAAUGCGACUACAUCAGUAUCGGCAUCAGCCAGCACUGUGACAGCAACACAGGGAAACACAAGCGCCUCAGAUGCAACCCUGACCACUACCGUAACAACAACAGACACUUCAACCACAAGUGGGGGAACAGAGCUUGCAAAAUACUCAACAUCCAUAUUCCUGGCUGCUUUGUUGACAACUGUGCUGCAAAUACAACAACUAACCUAAAUACAAGUGUUACUUUAGCAUCCAAAUCAAUAAUCCGUAAUUAAUCAAUGAUUUCUUCAGUAAUGUUCACAUCUUGAGUAUGAUUCAUUAAUGUUAUUGCCAAUAUUGUUUAUUCACGCUUUAAGAAAAUGCUUAAUUGCAACUGCUUCAUUUAUGCUUCAUUCUUUCUGUUCAUACUGUAAAACUAAGUCACUGAACAAUCACUGGAAUCAAAAAUCUAUUAAUAUUUUAAGUGGUGGUCUGGAUUUUACUCUACAUGAUUUUUGCAAGUAAGUACUAACAUUAAUGUUCAAUCAUUAUUUAAACUGCUUAAAAAGUAAUUCCUUCAAAUUUACUCAAUUAUCUAUUAUAAUUUAAACUGUUCUGCUAUCCCUUAAAUUAUUAAAUACAUACUG
Messenger RNA from Seriola aureovittata, 2328 nucleotides. Its product is annotated as mesothelin-like protein. Gene Ontology annotation, cellular component: cell surface. The record is from RefSeq and is a predicted model, not a curated record. NCBI's taxonomy places the organism in Eukaryota, Metazoa, Chordata, Actinopteri, Carangiformes, Carangidae. Gene Ontology annotation, biological process: cell-matrix adhesion. The coding region runs from base 47 to 1933 and encodes 628 amino acids. The transcript has 11 exons.